UGCUCAUAUGAUCAAUCAGCGGCGCUAUGGCGGAAGCAGAGAAGGAGCCCAAGAGUAAUGAAGAAUCUACAGAUGAGUCCGAAGAGGAUGACAGUGAAGCAGAGCCCAAGCUGAAGUACGAAAGGCUUUCUAACGGGGUUACAGAAAUUCUCCAAAAGGACGUAGCCAGUUGCAUGACAGUUCAUGAGAAGUUUUUGGCACUUGGGACGCAUUAUGGCAAGGUUUAUUUACUUGACGUGCAGGGGAACAUCACCCAAAAGUUUGAUAUUAGCCCAGUGAAGAUCAAUCAGGUCAGCCUGGACGAAAGUGGAGAACACAUGGGUGUGUGCUCGGAAGAUGGCAAGGUGCAGGUGUUUGGAUUGUACACGGGCGAAGAAUUCCAUGAAACAUUUGACUGCCCAAUUAAAAUUGUUGCUGUUCACCCUCAGUUUGUGAGAUCGCAUUACAAACAAUUUGUAACAGGAGGAAACAAGCUACUGUUAUAUGAAAAGACCUGGAUGAACAGAUGGAAGCCUUCCAUUUUACAUGAAGGAGAGGGAACUAUAAGGAAUGUUAAGUGGAAAGGAAACCUGAUUGCUUGGGCUAAUAACAUGGGCGUGAAGAUACUCGACGUGAUCACGAAGCAAAGAAUCACCAACGUGCCCCGAGACGAUAUAAGCCUUCGUCCUGAUAUGUAUCCUUGCAGCCUUUGCUGGAAAGAUAAUUUAACACUGAUUAUUGGCUGGGGAAAUUCAGUAAAGAUCUGCUAUGUAAAAGAACGGCAUGCCAGCGAAAUGCGAGAUCUGCCCAGUCGUUACGUGGAAAUAGUUUCCCAGUUCAACACCGAAUUUCACAUCAGCGGGGUCGCACCUCUCUGUGAUCAGCUUGUUGUGCUUUCCUACGUAAAGGAAGUUUUGGAGAAAACGGAAACAGAGUACUGUGCCAGACCUCGGCUGGAUAUAAUUCAGCCGUUUCCCGAGUCCUGUGAAGAAAUUUCUUCGGAUGCACUAACCGUUAGAGGCUACCAGGAAAACGAAUGCCGAGACUAUCGUUUGGAAUAUUCAGAAGGCGAAUCGCUUUUUUACAUCAUCAGCCCGAGAGAUGUCGUUGUGGCCAAAGAACGAGAUCAAGAUGACCAUAUUGAGUGGCUCCUAGAGAAGAAGAAAUAUGAAGAGGCGUUGAUGGCAGCUGAGAUCAGUCAGAAGACCAUGAAAAAGCACAAGAUGCAAGACAUAGGCUUAGCCUACAUAGAACAUCUACUGAAAAUUGGAGAAUAUGAUCUUGCGGCACGAAAAUGCCAGAAAAUACUUGGGAAAAACACAGAUCUCUGGGAAUUUGAAGUGCACAGGUUUAAAGAAAUUGGACAACUUAAGGCAAUUAGCCGCUACUUGCCAAGACACGAUUCCAUCUUGAAGCCUUUCAUUUAUGAAAUGGUCUUACAUGAAUUCCUGGAGAGCAACUAUGAGGGUUUUGCAACACUAAUAAAGGAAUGGCCCGGGAACCUCUACAACAACACAAUAAUUGUCCAAGCAGUAGUCGAUCGCUUGAAGAAAGAUCCCCAGAACACCACUUUGCUGAGGACGCUUGCCGAGUUGUACACCUAUGACCAACGCUAUGGAAAGGCCCUUGAAAUUUACCUCACACUGAGACAUAAAGAUGUUUUCCAGCUGAUCCACAAACACAAUCUUUUCAGCUCCAUCAGGGACAAAAUUGUUCUGCUAAUGGAGUUUGAUUCAGAGAAAGCAGUUGACAUGCUAUUGGAUAAUGAAGAUAAAAUUUCUAUUGACAAAGUUGUGGAAGAACUGACAAACAGGCCUGAAUUGCAACAUGUGUAUUUGCAUAAACUUUUCAAGAGGGACCACCAUAAAGGGCAAAAAUUCCACGAGAAACAGAUCAGUCUCUACGCUGAAUACGACAGACCAAACUUGCUUCCAUUUCUCAGAGACAGCACUCACUGCCCUUUGGAAAAGGCUCUUGAAAUCUGCCAGCAAAGAAACUUUGUGGAAGAAACAGUUUAUCUUUUAAGCAGAAUGGGCAACAGCCGGAGUGCCCUGAAGAUGAUAAUGGAGGAACUGAAUGAUGUCGACAAGGCUAUUGAGUUUGCCAAGGAGCAAGACGAUGCAGAACUUUGGGAAGACCUCAUCUUGUAUUCCAUCGACAAACCACCGUUUAUUACCGGCUUGUUAAAUAACAUUGGGACACACGUGGAUCCUAUCCUCCUGAUCCAUCGUAUAAAAGAAGGCAUGGAGAUUCCAAAUCUAAGGGACUCCUUGGUCAAAAUUCUCCAGGAUUACAAUUUACAGAUCUUGCUGCGGGAGGGAUGCAAGAAGAUCCUCGUAGCUGACUCGCUGUCCUUGCUGAAAAAGAUGCACCGCACGCAGAAGAGAGGAGUCCUUGUGGAUGAGGAGAGUAUCUGUGAGGCAUGUCUUUCCCCUAUACUGCCUACAAAUGCGUCUGAAGCCUUCCGCGUCACCGUGUUUCACUGCAGGCACAUGUUCCACAAAGAGUGUAUUCCUGAACCCAACACAAUCUCGUCGGUAAAGUUCUGUAACAUCUGCAGUGCUAAGCACCGAGGGCCUGGCAGCGCCAUCCUGGAGAUGAAAAAAUGACCUUCCCUGGCAUGCCAAG
Molecule: messenger RNA, 2607 nt
Organism: Euleptes europaea (tarantolino)
Lineage: Eukaryota; Metazoa; Chordata; Lepidosauria; Squamata; Sphaerodactylidae
Gene: VPS41
Product: VPS41 subunit of HOPS complex
Exons: 29
Coding region: 27-2588 (853 amino acids)
Biological process (GO): protein targeting to vacuole; endosomal vesicle fusion; vesicle-mediated transport
Cellular component (GO): late endosome; HOPS complex
Molecular function (GO): protein binding
Source: RefSeq, a predicted model, not a curated record